AUGCUAGAAAAUAAAGAAAAGAACCUACAUCGUGUUCCUCGAAUAGCCCAUCACCACAAUAUCAAAAUGAUGUCAGCUCUUCAUCGUCGCUGCAUUGUCAUAAGGGAGAAGAAUGGAAGAGUCUUCCUAUAUAACGUCGUUGGUGUGAAACGUAACAUUUUGGCCUCUUCAAAACGAUUGUCUCCGCCUCCUUUUGAUGGAGACUUUGAUGAAGGGCCAGAAUAUCUUACCAAAGUGAUGGAUAGGAAUCGCGAUGGGAUUAUGCUUUCGUUAAGAGACGAAAAGGGAUUUCGUGAAAUUAUUAGGAGUCGUGGUGAAUUCAGUAACCCACCCCACCCCCCAGCUCUCUCACUCUCACCACGGUUCACCGCCAUCACACGCUCGCCUCCGUCGCCGCGCCUCUCGCCGGACGGGACGCUUGCGUCUCGCCGUUCUCCGCUCGUCGUCCCUCGCGUGCUGGUAGCCAGCGGUGUUGCUCCCUCUGCCUCGUAUUCUGCUCGUCCACCAUCACUGCACCCAACGCCUGGUGUGCUCCACUGCUCGCGUCUUGCCUCUUUUCCUGCAGCUGUGCUUCCUGGUGAGUGCUCGCGUCUCGCCGCGCCUCCGUCCCUCCCUCGCCUUUCUUCCACGGGUGUUGCUGCCUGCACUGACUGCUGGAUUCUGCCGCUGCAACAACAAUCAACAUGGAAAAAAAAAAUAAAGAUUGAUAAUUGCAGAGAAAAGACAGCCAAAUGAAAUA
This is a messenger RNA of Arachis ipaensis, 739 nucleotides long. NCBI's taxonomy places the organism in Eukaryota, Viridiplantae, Streptophyta, Magnoliopsida, Fabales, Fabaceae. The record is from RefSeq and is a predicted model, not a curated record.